Molecule: messenger RNA, 1215 nt
Organism: Trichomonas vaginalis G3
Lineage: Eukaryota; Parabasalia; Trichomonadida; Trichomonadidae
Exons: 1
Coding region: 1-1215 (404 amino acids)
Source: RefSeq, a predicted model, not a curated record
AUGUUCCGCACACAAAUUGUUCGUAAAACAUCUCUUUCUCAACAUGUUGGCAAUAUCCUGUCACAGGAUGGCCUACCCCCACUCCGUAAGAAUAGUUUUUCACAUACAAACCAACUUAAAAUCAACAUUAAAAAAGCAUUGAAUCCUUUAAUAGCAUCGUCACCAACAAAUAACAGUCAAUCAUCCUUUAGCUCCGACCCUCCUAACAAAAACGAUAUGAUAACUGUAAUUAAAAUCAAGAUCUUUUCAAAUUGGGGAAACCCAACAACAAUUUCAUGCGCUGAACUCAGUUUUGUUAAUGAUUUAGGUUCUAAGCUUCCAAUUUCGACUGCAAUGUUUAACGGACAAAAGCAAGAAGAAAAAUUAAAAGCAUUAUGGGAUCACGGUUCCAUCGAAGCAGAUUCUAAUACCUGGAAAGAAGAGUGGCCACCAGAAGCACCAAGUGCCUUUCAUGUUCUCCUGUUUUCUGUUAAAUCCCAAGAUCGUGUAACAGGAAUUAGAGUUUGGCCAAACUUACAAGAUACCUCUACAAAUAUUAGAGAGAUAUCUGUAUCAAUGAAUCACAACAAAGUAUUCAAAGGCGAAUUACCAAAAGAUUUUGGUAUGGUAAUUCCAAUCAAUGACGAGAACAUCAUUCACAGACGUUUGGAUCAAGAAGAGAUGUCUAAUAUAAAGUUCCGUCCUCAAAGAAUUACCCUUUUGGCCAAAAAUACUUACGGAAAUACAGAUGUUUGCGGAAUUCAUCAAAUUCUCUUUGUUAAUUAUAAUGGAGAGUUGAUAAAUGCAGUGAACAAAUAUACAAUCCAGCUAGAAAACAUGAAAAAUUUGACAGACAAUUUAUUACUUCUCAGACCAAUAUCAUCCCAGAAAAACUAUGAUGCUGAGAAAUAUACCCCUUGGACUGGUGAAGAAUUGACUCGCAUGCCAAUGAUUUCUUUCGUUUCCAAAAAACGUAUUCCGAUCGGAGCCAUCAUUAUUAUUGGUCCUUUACUCCAUGAAGGAUCUCCCAAUAUCCAUUUGAAGCAAUUUUCCAUUUACUUCGAUGGAAAACUUCAAAGAAGUGGAAGAGUCAAACAAAGGUUCUUGGAUGAAAAAUUCGAGUUCCUUUGCGCUACUUAUCUCUUCUUUAACGAUGACCCAGAAUUUCAGAAGAAUGUUCGAGAAAAUAUAAUUCCUCGAAGAGAGCUUCCCACAAAUGUUCUUAAUUCUUUGUAA